AUGAACGACAAUAGCACACCUUCCAACCCACCCUCAACCCUUGAGCUCCAUGAUUUGUCUACUGAUCACCUCGUUAACCCUACUGAUCCCCACGUUAACCAUACUGAUCCUCACGUUAACCCUACUGAUUGCCACGUUAACCAAACUGAUCACGACGACAAACUCUCCCAGCUUGAACGGGAGCUAGAGGACGUUGACGAUAUGGAAGGUGAAGAGUUGAAUCUCGCAAGCUUUCGUUUGGACAACAAUGAACGCAGAGAGAAUAUUCUUCAGAAGAUCGACGAUGCCUUAAGUGACUACGACAAUUUCUUAGAUAGACAUCAGCGAGCCCUCAGCUUCGAAGACCCUUCAAAGUCUUCGAUUGACAGUCUCCAAAACUGGCUCGACAUGAACCGCGACCUCAAACGCGACGAAAUAAAUUACUUGAAAAGGAACGACCUUUUCAGCGUUACAGGAAAUAUCUCUUGGGUAGAAACUAUCCUGUCAGUGGCGCUAAGUAAAGCACUCCAUGCAGUGAUUACAAUGCUCGAAGGGCCUCGGCAAGGACAAUUGGGGAAGAUAUCGACACGCAUGAAAGAAAAGAUUAGAAAAACCUUCCGACCAGCCUCUAGAAACCCCAAUGUGACGAUUUCGGCUAUAUCAUUGAGGAAGGCUGUGCGGAUCUUCCUGGCGCCUUUCAUCGCAGCACUCCUCCUUACUCCUGUUAUCAUCUGCAAUUAUGUCAAUGAUCUGACAUACAGAGUGGUCAUCGUUGUCCUUACAACAGCCACUUUCAUCGCUGGCUUGGCUUGCAUUUCUAAAGUGAAAGCCGUUGAAUGGGUCGUAGCUGGCGCAACGUAUGUUACCAUCACCCGCUAUCUGAAUAUGGAGUUGCUUUUGAUGUGGUCAGAUGCUGAUCUAAAAUGA
Messenger RNA from Trichoderma aggressivum f. europaeum, 906 nucleotides. RefSeq lists its product as uncharacterized. NCBI's taxonomy places the organism in Eukaryota, Fungi, Ascomycota, Sordariomycetes, Hypocreales, Hypocreaceae. Bases 1 to 906 code for a protein of 301 amino acids. The record is from RefSeq and is a predicted model, not a curated record. The transcript is spliced from 3 exons.